Ceraceosorus bombacis is the source of this 1742-nucleotide messenger RNA. The record is from the annotation of a GenBank genome assembly. Lineage: Eukaryota; Fungi; Basidiomycota; Exobasidiomycetes; Ceraceosorales; Ceraceosoraceae.
AUGUCAACACACCACAAUGGUCAGCUAGUGCAAGAUGCUGAGCAAUCGUCUCAGCCUCAAGAGCCAGCACCUGCUCCUUUACCAGAGGGCGAGGCAGGUGAGACUGUGACGGGGCUUGACGCGUCGCAGACCAAUCGCGAUGGAGAUCAAGAGAAUGAAGAUGAUCAAGAUUUGACCACGGCGUUCCUGGCCUACGCUGCUGUGAGUCUGAACUCAGCAAGGCUGCCGUUGAGCAGGCGUGCGCUGGGGCUGUAUCCGGCGUUGUCAAGCGCAGAGUCUCACUGAUCUUCCUCCUUCGUGUCAUCAGCAACAAAGGGGGGCCGAUGGUGAUUCUAGUCAGCGUAAGUUUUCAUCUAAGAUCUCAAAGCAGAUAGACGUAGAAUUGACCGAGUUGACCAUGACGCAACGCAGCACCGGCUGAUAAUGAAGCAUCGGCGGAGGGAGGCUCUCUGGACCACGAUCAGGCGGCGGACGCAUUGACGUCAUUCGCCUCUGGCGAGAGGCGUUCAACUGAACCACAUCACGAGAAUGGUCAACGCGAUGGCAAAGAUGACCAAGAUGACUACCGUCCCGUGUACGGUCAAGGCCAGUCGGGCAAUGCAUUCGCAAGUCAAGACGCUCCCGCAGGAGAAGGUCAGAAUGCGGAUUCUUCGGAGAUUCGCCGCGACACCCUGGGACCUGAAGACGAAGCCAUCGCGGCUAUGGGCGCUCUUGCUGGUGGUGACCCCCCUUCGGCCAACGGUGAACAAGCAGGCGAAGGAGGGACCGAGAACAAGGGAGACAAGCCAUGGAAGGCGAUCCCUGAGGGUAUGAGCGAGGAAGACGCUAGAGCUGCUGGCUACUUUGAUGAAAGUGUUGAUGACAUCAAGGGCGGCAAGAAGGGCAAGUCUAGAAAAGAAAUGAGCGAACGCGAGCUCAAGGACAAGCAUGUAAGUUCUUAAAUGGAGCGAAUAUGCGCGGCUUUGAUGGCUAAUGAGCACCACUUGCCUCGCAUACAGAAAGAGGUAGAAAGAAGGAGGCGAGAGGUGCUGUCCCAGAACAUUGAAACCCUGGCCAGCCUGGUGCCCGGCAUCGAUCCCAAGCAGCCAAAGAGUACCCUUUUGCAAAAGGUCAACGAGUACAUCAUCAAGCUGAAGAAGGAAGACCAUAGCAAUCUCGAGAAGUGGACGUUGGAAAAACUGUUGAUGGACCAGGCAAUGUCCGAUCUCCAGGCACAAUUCGACGACUUGAAGCGCGAGAAUGGCCGUUUCCGUGAGCAGCUGGGUCUGCCUCCUGCUGAAGAUAACCCGCCCGCCUCAGCGCAACUUGAGAGCGCAAAGCAGGACAGCGAGCGGUUGAGAGAUCAGUACAACCUUCAAGGCGACGAGAGCCAGCCACCUGCGCCAGCUCCCGCUGCCGAGGGCAACGACCAAGGCCAGGGCGACAUCUACUAUCCUGAAGAUAGGUCACAGGAAUACUCUGGAGACAUCAAACAACAACACCAAUUCAACGAGCACGAUGCGGGAGACCCUACGGCUGCGGAAGCCGGUGUUCCAGCACCUUCGCACGAUGAUGCCGAAGCCCUGCGCCAAUUUGCCGAAGGUGCUGUUGCUGGGGCUGCAGCUGCUUCUGCCCGCGACGUUGCUGCUCAGAAGGGCGGCGAUGUCGAGAUGGCUGUGGACGAGGCUUCGGGCGGUGCUAAGCGCGCUCUCGAAGCUGAAGCUCCGGUCGAGUCUGCGCGUAGCAAACGUGCGAGAGGUUGA